Molecule: messenger RNA, 2982 nt
Organism: Parnassius mnemosyne (clouded apollo)
Lineage: Eukaryota; Metazoa; Arthropoda; Insecta; Lepidoptera; Papilionidae
Source: the annotation of a GenBank genome assembly
AUGAGUGUAGUCCAGUUAAACAUCAACGGUCGCAGGCUAUACAUAGCAUCCGUCUAUAUUGAACCCAAUAGUGAUGAAGACAAUACUUUACAACGUCUAGAUAAUUUCCUUAAAAUGACAUGCAACAGCCAGCAGUUGGUGUGCGGUGAUUUCAACGGUUGGCAUCCCAUAUGGGGUAGUAAUCGUGCAAAUUCACGCGGAAAUGAAAUAGUAGAUAUCGUACAUGGUAACAAUAUGUUUUUCUGCAACAAAGGUGACACUCCUACCUUUGAAACCAUCUCCCAUGGUCAAAUUCGUCACUCAUUUAUAGACCUCACUAUGGCCUCUAGUACCAUAUACGAUCGGAUACUGGACUGGAAGGUUGAUCUCGACAUAUGCCCCUCAUCACAACACAGGGCCAUUGCGUUCUCAAUCUGUUCUGUAAAAAGAGAAAGCAACUAUGGUAAAAGUACCACUACAUUCAAAUAUAAUACAAAGAGAGUCAACUGGGAUGAAUUAAGGUCUCCAUUCAUAAGCACGAUAGAAGAACGUUUACCCCAUAAUGUAGAUAUUGAAAACUUGCCUGAAACUGAAUUAGAAGAAUACAUUAACUGUAUUACUUCUAUAAUACAGACAACCUGCGACAUAUUAAUUUCAAAAUCAAAUGCUCGUAAGUAUCGAUGCCCGUGGUGGACAGACCAACUUGAAAGUAUUAAGAAAGAUGUCAUUCGUAACCACCACAGAAUUCAAAAACUGAUACGUCAGAAAAAACCUAUCGAGAGUGCUCUUGAAGAAAAGUUACGACUCAAAGAAGCAUACUCAAAAGCAUUUAGAGAAACUUCUACAAGAAAUUUCAGGGAAUUCUGCGAAAAACAAGGCAAGGAAGACGUCUGGUCAGUCACAAACAGAAUAAUAAAAUCUGGACCUCCAAUACAACCUCCAGUAACCCUGAAAAGGAACGAUGACACGUUUACCACCAACAGCUCGGAAACAGCUCAAGAGCUUCUUAAUCGUUUCUAUCCGGAAGACGAAUUUAAAGAUACCCUGCAACACACGGAAAUGAGGAACUUUUCCUUGGCCAUGCCGGAUACACCGGAUGAGCCUCCAUUCACCUUUGAAGAGAUCAUAUCAUGUCUUAAUAGUAUGAAUCCUAGAAAGGCCCCAGGCACCGACCAUCUUACUGCAGAUAUCUGUCUACUCUUCGCAAAUUGCUUUCCACAUUUAAUCACAUCUGUUAUGAACCAAUGUCACAAACUCGGUUAUUUUCCCAAAAUAUGGAAGCAGGCGUUUAUAAAAAUACUUCCCAAGCCCAAUAAAGACGAUUAUACUAAUGCAUCUUCAUUCCGUCCCAUUGGUCUAAUAAACGUGUUCGGAAAGUUAUUAGAGAAGCUUAUUAUACGUAGGCUUACAUAUUUCAUGCACUGCAAUAAACUGUUCAACCCAGCUCAAUACGGAUUCAGAGAACAAACUUCGACUGUCAAUGCACUCAGUAAUUUGAUUAAUAAUAUUUCUCAUGCCAUAAAUAACAAGGAACACGUAACUGUCAUUUCACUCGACAUACAUGCUGCAUUCGACAACGCUUGGUGGCCAUCUAUAUACAGAAAACUACAUAAAAUUAAUUGUCCUCGAAAUAUUUACAAAAUACUUCAUAGUUAUUUUCAAUGUCGUAAAGCAACAAUUAACAUUUGUGAUAGCUCCGUAAGUAAAAUCUUAACCAGGGGGUGCAUACAAGGUUCAGUGUGCGGUCCAUUUUUAUGGAACCUCAUAGUGGAUGAACUCCUGGACAUGAAAAUGCCUUCGAAUUGCACUAUCCAAGCGUUCGCCGACGAUAUCCUUCUUAUAUCUCAUGCCAAAAAUAUAAAGAACUUACAAAACAAUACCAAUCAAGCUCUUACCAUGAUCACAAAAUGGGGACAGGACAUGAAGCUCACUUUUGGAGCAACUAAAACUCAGGGCAUUGCAUUUUCUAAGAAGGCUGCUGGAUGCAAACUCUAUAUGUCAGGAAACACGGCGACGGUUGAGAAAUUAUUCCAGCCGAUUUACCAGAAAACCAAUCACACGGGCAAUAAAGUGACUGUGGUCGGUGUAGGCCAGGUCGGCAUGGCGGCGGUCUUCUCAAUGCUCACGCAGGGCGUGACAAACAACAUUGCGUUGGUGGACGUGAUGGAAGACAAAUUAAAGGGUGAAAUGAUGGACUUGCAACACGGCUCUGCUUUCAUGAGGAACUGCAAGAUCCAAGCCAGCAAAGAUUAUGCGAUAUCCGCCGGUUCGAAAAUUUGCGUGGUGACGGCCGGCGUGAGGCAGCGUGAGGGAGAAUCACGCCUUGACCUCGUACAGCGGAACACCGAUAUAUUGAAGAUUAUCAUACCGCAGCUGGUUAAAUACAGCCCGGAUGCGGUCUUUAUAAUCGCAAGCAACCCUGUAGACAUACUGACGUACGUCACGUGGCGUAUCAGCGGCCUGCCUAAGCACCGCGUGAUCGGCUCGGGUACGAAUCUGGACUCUGCUCGUUUCCGAUACUUGCUGUCCCAAAAACUCGGCAUCGCACCCGCUUCCUGCCACGGGUACAUCAUCGGGGAGCACGGAGAUAGCAGUGUGCCUAUAUGGUCCGGAGUGAACGUCGCAGGCGUGAGACUCAGUGAUUUGAACUCAAAGAUAGGGAGUGAGGAAGAUCCCGAACAGUGGCGCCAGAUGCACGAAGGAGUGGUCAAGAGUGCUUACGAGGUCAUCAAGCUAAAGGGCUACACCUCCUGGGCUAUUGGACUAUCACUCUCGCAAAUCGUCUGGGCCAUCCUGUCCGAUGCAAGCAGCGUGCAUCCCGUGUCUACUUAUCUAAAGGGCAUGCACGGAAUCGAACAUGACGUUUUCCUAUCUUUACCCUGCACGCUGGGUCAUUGCGGAAUCUCCGAUGUGAUCUGUCAGCCACUGACCGACAAGGAACUGACUCAACUACGCAUGUCAGCUAAGCUCAUGGCCCAAGUCCAAGCGGGCAUUAAGUUUUAA